CGAGUUUCGCUAGACCCCUGUUUUCCUCGUUCCGCAACAAUGAAGACACAGGCCCAAAGCCGUAGGGCCGCAGCUGCUGGUGUUGCCCUCGUCGCGCUAGCCAGCAGCCUGCUGCCUGCCAGCGAGGAGCCAUGCGGGAGCGCAGAUGCGCCGUCCUCUGGCGUCCUGGUGUGCGACCAAGAGACGGGAGGUAUCUCGCACGAGAAUACCGGAGGAGGGCAAGUUCAGACCGGGGUCUCGGUUGCGUUGUUUUGGGAUGCCCUCGCCGCCGCGAUUGGGCGCGGCUCAGAGAACUUGCGCGUGAGGGCCCCUGGCGGGGUCCAGGGACCGAUUUUGACCGCGUUGUCUGAAUUGCCGCUCCUCCGAAAAGAUCCCCAUUGUCCCGUUUGAUUUUGAGGCCGCCGUCCAAGCCAGCCUGGAACAGAAGGCUUUGGAGGAUGCAGCACCCCGUGCUAUGGAAAAGGAAAUGCAGGCUUCUCUGUCCAAGUUCAGUGAGACAGCUGCAAUCGAUCGCGAAACUCCCAAAGACGGGUCAUGCUUGUUCCACGCGCUCAGAGCAGGGGGUCUCUUUUCUCAGAGGGCCCUCGGCGACGUGCGCCUGAGCACUCGAGACCUCCGUAAGAUGGCAGUGAACGAAGCCAGCGACCAGCAGGUUGCCAUUGCAGCUGCGAGCAACGACCCGUCCAUGUCCGUGGACGACUACAGGGAGGGCAUGAGGAAUGGGGAGUGGGGCGACAAUUUGAUGCUCGCGUGCUUGUCGCGGGCUUUCAACAGGGCCAUCACUGUCAUUUCGAAGGACACAGCUCGCACCUUCUUGCCAGAUGGCGAAUCCCCUGGCGUUCUGGAGGACGCAGCUUGGGUAGCUCAUUAUUCUGAGGUUCGCUACUUCGGAGUGAAGCGCGGCGGCGAAGACCCCGAGCCAGACGCAGGCCCGCGGAAGCGGCUGGCAGGGAAGCAGAGGGGGACCUCUUUCGAGGUGCGCCUGCGGCAGGACCGUAUCGGGAAGACGCAGAUGGCGAGGAGGGCACAGCGACUUGGGGACAACAUCAUCGCCCUGCCUGCGGCUCGCCCCGCCCCGUUUCGCAACCCCCGUGCAUGCCAGCGUUGCAGCGUGGCAGCAAUUAUUGCAUCGCAUGCAUCACUGUCCGUGCCGCAGCUGUUCUAGGCUUAGAGAGACGAGCUGCGCUCGCGUCUAGCUGAGAGAUUGACUGACCAGCG
Prorocentrum cordatum is the source of this 1218-nucleotide messenger RNA. The record is from the annotation of a GenBank genome assembly. Lineage: Eukaryota; Dinophyceae; Prorocentrales; Prorocentraceae.